Melozone crissalis (California towhee) is the source of this 2023-nucleotide messenger RNA. RefSeq names its product CHM Rab escort protein (gene CHM). The transcript has 16 exons. Gene Ontology annotation, biological process: protein geranylgeranylation; intracellular protein transport; small GTPase-mediated signal transduction. Gene Ontology annotation, cellular component: cytosol; Rab-protein geranylgeranyltransferase complex; nucleus. The record is from RefSeq and is a predicted model, not a curated record. Gene Ontology annotation, molecular function: GDP-dissociation inhibitor activity. The coding region runs from base 23 to 2002 and encodes 659 amino acids. Lineage: Eukaryota; Metazoa; Chordata; Aves; Passeriformes; Passerellidae.
GCGCGUGACGGCGCCUCCCAAGAUGGCGGACAACCUGCCCACAGAGUUCGAUGUGGUGGUGGUGGGCACCGGUCUGCCUGAGUCCAUUAUUGCAGCAGCGUGUGCCAGGAGUGGCCAGAGAGUUCUGCACGUGGAUUCGAGAAAUUACUAUGGUGGAAACUGGGCCAGCUUUAGUUUUUCAGGAUUAUUAUCUUGGAUUAAAGAAAAUCAGCAAAAGGCAGAUCUCAGUGAUGAGUGUGAGGACUGGAGAAAACUGAUCCUUGAGGAAGAAGAAGCAAUUCCUCUCAGCAGCAAGGAUAAAACUAUUCAACAUGUAGAAGAUUUCUGUUUUGGAGAUCAGGAUUCAGCUGAAGGUGUUGAAGAAGCUGGUGCUCUGCCAAAGCUGCGUGUGCUUGGAGCCCUUGCUGCCCAGGGCGAGUCCCCAGGGCCCGAGAAGGAGAGUCCUGCAGCAGAGAUGGGGAUUCCUCUGGGAUCACAGGAGAAGAAUGCAGCAGUGGAGAGCCCUGGAGAGGAGCCCCAGAGCUGCUCUGAGGCAGCCAGGGCAGCUGCAGGGGACGGGGCAGGAGCAGCCCCUGGCCCUGGAGCUGCUCCCAGCACGGCCGACGGCGACUCCGCUCCACAACCGGCAAAGGCAGAAGCUGCACCCUCUGAAAAUGCUGCCCAAGAACCAAAGAAAAUCACCUAUUCCCAAAUCGUUAGAGAAGGCAGAAGGUUUAAUAUUGAUUUAGUUUCUAAGUUGCUCUACUCCCGGGGCCUGUUAAUUGACCUCCUCAUUAAGUCCAACGUGAGCAGAUACGCCGAGUUCAAAAACGCCUCGCGGGUUCUCGCCUUCCGCGAGGGGAAAGUGGAGCAGGUGCCUUGUUCCAGAGCAGAUGUCUUCAACAGCAGACAGCUGACCAUGGUGGAGAAGAGAAUGCUCAUGAAAUUUCUGACAUUUUGUUUGGACUAUGAACAGCACCCUGAGGAAUACCAAGAACACGAGUCCAGGACGUUUGCUGAGUUCCUGCAGACACGGAAGCUGACCCCCAGCCUGCAGCACUUCAUCCUUCACUCCAUUGCAAUGGUGGCACAGACUGAGAGCAGCACCCUGGAAGGGCUUCAGGCCACAAAAAAAUUCCUGCAGUGCCUUGGCCGCUACGGCAACACCCCGUUCCUGUUCCCUCUGUACGGGCAGGGAGAGAUCCCACAGUGCUUCUGCAGGCUGUGUGCUGUGUUUGGGGGGAUCUACUGCCUCCGUCACGCCGUGCGCUGCCUGGUGCUGGACAGAGCCUCGGGCCGGUGCAAAGCUAUUGUGGAUCAGUUUGGACAAAGAAUAAGUGCCAACUAUUUUAUUGUGGAAGACAGUUACCUCUCAGAGAGCACAUGCACCAAUGUAUGUUACAGGCAGAUCUCCAGGGCAGUCCUCAUUACAGAUCAGUCUGUAUUGAACACGGACUCAGAGCAGCAGGUGUCCAUCCUGACGGUGCCUCCCCUGGAGCCGGGCAGCGCGGCCGUUCGUGUCAUUGAGCUCUGCUCCUCCACCAUGACGUGCAUGAAGGACACCUAUUUGGUCCAUCUAACCUGUCCAUCAACUAAAACUGCAAGGGAAGAUUUAGAGCCUGUUGUACAGAAAUUAUUCAAUCUAAAUACAGAAAAAGAGACUGAAAAUGAAGAACUGGAGAAACCCAGAGUCCUCUGGGCAGUCUACUUCAACAUGAGAGAUUCCUCAGGAGUUGAGAGGAGUUCCUAUGCUGGCUUACCCUCCAAUGUUUAUGUCUGCUCUGGGCCAGACUCUGCUUUGGGAAAUGACUGUGCUGUCAAUCAGGCUGAGACUAUUUUCCGAGAAAUGUUUCCAGCAGAGGAGUUUUGCCCCCCACCACCAAAUCCAGAAGAUAUUAUUUAUGAUGAAGAUGAGAUUGAGCCAGAAGAGUCUGGAUUGAAUAAUUCACCAGAGACAAAGCCUGAAACCUCAGCUGAGGAGAGCAGUAGUGAAGGUGGUGCUGCUGUUACAAAGGAAGAAUGAAUGAGUGAAUGAAUGAAUGAA